Molecule: messenger RNA, 4274 nt
Organism: Ectocarpus sp. CCAP 1310/34
Lineage: Eukaryota; Phaeophyceae; Ectocarpales; Ectocarpaceae
Source: the annotation of a GenBank genome assembly
CCCCGCCCAGCCGGACAACCCACGACCCGUAACACAGAUACCGACACAGACGGAGAGCGAGGGGCAGAGAGGAGCUCAUCUACAGAAAGAGAGAAGGGGAGCGAGAGACAGAGAGCGAGAGUGAGGAGAAAAGAGAGCGUCAUCAGGCCUGGCCUCAACGUGCUCUUUUUAUCUCGAAGGCGAGGCAGCCCGCGGGGGCUGACUGACUGCUGUGGCAUCUAUUCUGCCCGUGUGCAGGCAGCUAGUGUAGCUGUGAUUGCUUGGUAAACUCGGGCCUCGGGGGAGCGGCGUCGAGACAAACCUGGGAAGGGAAAGAACUCCCACCCAUGUCGGCGGUGCCUUCCUUCGACACGACAUCUCUCGAAGACCUCGUGGCCUUGGCGCAAGCGCAGGGGCUGCACGUGGAGGAUGAAACUGACCGAGAUCACGUAGUGGGCCUUGUGCAGGCUUCGGUCGUCGCGGACCUGGCAGAAGGUGAACUCACCGGUGGCAGCGGCGAUGCCUCAGCGGCAGGGGCGGCAUCAGCAGCCGACGAAAGACUCAAAGGGGGGGAUGGGGCCGGCGGCGGCGGCGGCGGCGACGGGGGGGGAGGAGGCCCGUCUUCGACGCCGUCGCCCCCUCGACAUUUGUCCCCCAUGUCGUUCGGGUCACCCUUGCCGGGGGCGCCCCCGCCCCAGAGGCUGAGCGACAUCCUGGCGCUGGACGGGAUGAUCGGGAGGCCAUCAUAUGGCGACGCCUCUUCCUCCGUGUGCACCGAGGUCGGCUCGAGAACAGGGAGAGGCGGCGGGGGUGCCAGCGGGGGUGCCAGCGGGGGUGCCAGCGGGGGCGGCGGCGACUCAGACAUGGAGGCGUCCUCGUCCUCUCACUCUUCCUAUUCCACCGCCGCCGUUGUUGACUCCGUCUCCGCCGCUGCUGCUGCCGCGGUAGCAGGCUCCGCCGGCGGUGGCGGUGCCGGCCACCCCGGUGGAUCCGGAGGAGGAGAGGACCUGACGGAGGAGAGACGGGAGGCCCUGGAGACCUUCAUGGCCUUUACCCAGGUGGGCUCGAGCGUCUCCGCCGCCCAGUUCCUCGACGCCACGGACUGGAGCCCCGACGCCGCCAUCAACCUCUUCCUCGAAUCCGGGGGUGACACUGCGGCGGUGGCAGCGGCGGCGGCGGCGGCGGCGGCGGGAGGAGCUGGGUAUGGUGCGCCAGCAAGGAGCGGCGGCGCGCGGAGAUGGCCGAGCGUUGGAGGCGCGGCAGGGGGCUACGGCGAUGGCCAGAGCUACGUGAGCGAUGACAACCACAACGAGGAGGGUGCUGACGACCACGAUGACGCAGGCGCGAACCCCUUCACCGCUCUCGGCGAACUCCCGGGCCUCGUGAUCCCACCGGCCCCCGCGGGAGCGGCGGCUGGGCGGCCGCCGCCGCCGCCGCCGCCGCAGCAGCAGCAGCAGCAACAGGGUGGCGGCGGCGGGGGCGGCGGCGGGGGCGGCGGCGGCGGGGCCGCCGGCGGCGGGGGCGGGAGUCCCGGGGAGCAGGACCACUUGUACCCCGGGGGUUUCAGCGAGGACGGCGUUCGUGCCCCCAUCCCGGCGCGAACGGACCGCCUUAUCGGGGGCGGGGGUGUGCUCGGGGGGGUAGCGGGGGGUGGCGGGGGAGGCGGGGGCGCCGGUAUGAUGCUUGGGGGGAUGUUGGGUGGGGCGAUGGCCGGAGCUGGGCGCAGCAGCGUGGAGGAAAGGGACAACAUGGACUGGAUAUUUAAGGCACCCGAGGGCCUGUCGUUCCCGUCUGACUUCCUGGAGACGCGUCAGAUCUGCAAGGAGCAGAAGAAGUGGCUCAUGGACCACCAAGAGUUUGCGAGCCAUCGCUUGAACAAGGACGUGUGGUCGAACGAGACCAUUCUCACGCUGCUGCGGGGAAACUUCAUCUUCUGGCAGCGGAACAAGGCUCUCAGACAGGCCAGGUAUUACGUCGACAAGUACAACCUGGAAGGUCAGGUGCUACCGCACACUGCUAUCCUCGACCCCCGCACGGGAGCCCAGCUCCUGAAGGUCGUGGGAUUCGUUGAGCCGGAGGACCUGAGCAUGGCCCUCGUGGAGUUCCUAGAGAACAACAGCAUCGACCAGGACGGAGGAGGCGUGUCGGAGAGGACGAGCCCCGACAACAGCGUCGGCAUGUACAGCGGCGGCCGGGGGGGGAGGGGGGACGCCUCGCUCUCGAGAGACUCAGCGUACGAGUCGUACGGCAGCGAGGAGUACGUGUACGAAGACGAUGACGACCUCGGUCAGGGGUCAAGCUUCGAUGGGGACGACAACAGCACCGCCAACUCCCACGCCUCUCCCGGGUAUCACCCUCAGAACACCCCCAACGCCAAGCCGUCGCCCCCCGCCACCACCUGCUCCUCCUCCCCCUCGCCCCUCACCGUCGCGGGAUCGGGGCGAUCCUCCCCGAGCCGGCCCUCGGCGGCGGCAGCAACGGGAGGAGGGGGUGACGGGAAGGCAGCAAAGGCGGAGCCCCCCCCCCCUGGAGGGACGGGUGCGAUUGGUGCGGCUGCUGGAGCCGGGUUGGUCGGGCCUUGGGGGCGAGGGACGCCGGAGGACGAGCUGCGGGCUGAGGGGGCGGGGCAGGGGGUCUUGGGCGAGCCUGUAGACGUGCCGCAGGAGCCUGAUGCAGGGAACGGGGUGACCCAGGUGCAGUUCCGACUGGCGGGAGGUGGUACCAUCGCGCGCCGCUUCUGGCUCAAUGACAGGGUGUCCUUGCUCUUCCAGUUCGUCAGGACGACGGGAGAGGAAGCGGCCACGAGGCCCUUCGACCUGCUCUCGGGCCACCCCCCGUCGUCCCUCCUUGGCAGCAAGGUCUCCACCCUGGAGGCCGCGAACCUCAGCAACUCCGCCAUUAUGGUCCGGUGGUUGUGAUCGACCAUCUCCUUGUGUAGGGGCGUGGGGCGACGGUUCGGAGUAACAAGACUGGAGCUUGGAGGACGGCCUCGAUGUUUUGGGGCGACUCAGAUGGGAUGGACACCUGCCUCACAGCCUUUCCGCCGCCACCGUCAUCGUUAUCACCAACGUGGUGCAUGCUCCGAUGGUGGCUGUCGGAUGGAUCUACUUACAUGGCAUGGAUGGUUGGACACACACGGAGCGACUUCUAGAAGUGGAGCGAUUUUUUACACCGUCGCCGCCUUGGUAUGCGGUGCGGUAGGCAGGAUGCAGCGGGGUUAAAUAGACGGCUCACCCCUCGGCAUUUUUUUGCGCCGUCGUUUGUAGGGCCACGCCGGUGUGUGGCGAAGCGUCAACUAGCAAGUGUUCCGAAAUUGGACGGAGGAACAACCAAGUGCGGGGGAAGGAGGGCGGGGGAGUGGGAGGGACGUUGGACCGAGGGACGGGGGCGGUUUGCGUCUACUGCAUGAAUGUACCUAUUUUACCGAGGGUCCCACCACCUGGACGGACUGUUGGCUUGAGGUGAGGUGGCUGGUGGUGACCGUCGGCGUCGUUUGCCGAGCGCUGUAUGAUGUAGACUUGCCUUCUACGUUGCGAAACUUUUUGGGGGGCCCGUGCCGAUGCAGGUAGGAAUACCCUAGUCUAUCCCUGUGCGUGACUACCGUACCCUGCAGAAUUUUGGUAAUAGCCAUGAUCUAGAAAUAGUACAAGCAGAAGGAAAUGGGGGGCUGGCGAAGGAGAAGAGGAGCCACCAGACCAGCUCUGGAGAUAGGCUGAAGGAUAGACGCAUGUGAGAUUUAGGGCGGGGGGAUCGAAUCGUGUCGAGCGAAUUUUGCCGAGCUCCUGUCUUUUUCGUUCUUGUGUUGUUUUCUUUAGCUCCUUGGGUUGUGCGUGUUUUCCUUGCUCUUUUAGGCUGCUGCUGCUGCUGCUGCUGUGCGGCUGGCUGCUGCCGCUCUGUGUAUGUGUUGCCAAGUCAAGUGGUGCAAACACAUGGAAGAUUCGUCGAGACUCAAUUCCGGCGGUGGGCAUGUUUGUCACGAUGUCAUUUGGUUGUUUUCUUGUUAGGAAGAGAAGGAUGUAGGUUGAAUACAGGGCUGAGGUUGGAAAGGGUUUUCGACGCGAAGGCAACCACAAGAUGGACAGCCCGCAGUCUACGACGUGGCGAUUCAGCGUUGCCACUAUUAAGAGACUCGUGCUAGUGAAGAGCUGGUUCAUUCGCAUUAUCGGCAGUAUUUUCAGAAGACUUCCGAAAGAGUGCAGUUUGGGCGGGCAGUGAACGGGACGCCAUUGUUGGGGUGGACGCUCAGUAUCCCCUCCUGAUUUUGUCGCCGUGACCGAUGGGCUGCUUUGCAGGAU